CUUUCAUACAUUGUAUUCCGAUGGAGAGUGCUAUCCAGAAACCCUAUUAACAGAUGCACAUGUUGUAACUUUGGACCAGCUCCGAGUGGAGUAUGCCGGCCACAAGUGUUAAUCAAUUUAAAUUGUUGCUUAAGUCUGAGAAAUGGAACAUUAAGAAGUUUAACCCGUCUGUAAAUUAAGUUUAAUUAACAUUUAAUAUUUACUAAGCGCACUCUAGAGAAGUUUUAACAAAAUAGUACAAAUCAGAGAGAGAUUCUAAAGAAGAGACCAUUUAUCAGAGGGGCCACUACAGCAUAGCUUAAUUACGGCCCAACAGUCCAGGUAUCCAGAAGAUGGCAUCAAGAAAAUUGGUGAAGAUCAAAGAUGUGUGGACUACCUACCUCAAACACUUGAAUGGCGUGUUCUGCAUUUAUAAACCAGUGGAGUUCUCAUCACGUCUCUCCUUGCAGAUACUACAGGACAGACUGGUCAAGGAUUUGAAUAAGCUGCCUAUGUUUAAGCAUGAAAAGCUUGCCCAAAUUCAUCCUCUACAGAAACAUGCAAUAAGGGAGGCACCUGAAACCAAGCUAUUGUUCAGCAGUGUUCAAGCUGACAGACAGGAAACAAAGCUGCUUUUGGACAGUGUACAAGAACAAUUCGUACCUGAUGCAUCUUCAUCUGUUCACAGCCACAAUGUUGUACCUUUUUCCAGCAGUGAUGGGGCCACUUCACUGGCAGAGAAAAAUAAAGAUCCCAGUGACGAUUACUUCCGACUGAGACUUGUUGUUGGUAAUGUAUUUAAGCUGAUGGACAUUGAACUUUCAUAUACAAGCCACCUCAGCAAGAACUCUUCAGGUGUAAUCGUGGUGGGGGUUGGACGGGAAGGCAAGGCAUUGAUACGAGACAUCCAGGCAGCAAACUAUCUGGCGGUAUACCAUGUGAAAGGCAGACUGGGUUUUUCCACACAGACUUUCUUCCACGAUGGGGUUUUUGUGCAGCGAAGAACUUUUAAUCACGUUACAAAGGGCAAGCUAGACCGAGUAUGUGGUGCUGCACAGAGUGGCCAUCAGAGACGCAUGUUUGAGUGUGCAGGCGUAGACCGUGACAGCCAGGAGGCUUAUGAGCUGGCCUGUGCAGGCAUCAUACGACCUAGCAGCAAAGAAUCGCCCCCAGUCCUGUAUGGCGUGAAAUGUAUAUACUUCAACCCUCCCGAGUUCACACUUGAGGUUCACUCAAUAAACGCAGACUGCAAAUUUCUUGCUGAACUUGUACAUGACAUUGGGAAGGAGGUGAAGUCGGCAGCAGUUUGCACGCACAUCCACAAGUUACGUCACGGACAUUUCACCCUGGACGACGCACUUCUCUACAGAGAUUGGCACUUACAACCGAUUCUAACAAACAUGCAAUCGUGUAGGAGGCAUAUCACUUUUGAUAAACUGUGCACAAACUUCAGCGUCUCAGCGGAUAAUCAAAAUGAUCUUAACAUGGGUGAAACAAAGUUGAUCAAGGACAACGAAAGCCCAAGUGCUAGAGAGAUUUUAGAGUUUUACAAAUCUGCUAAGCAGCGGUUUGAAGCUCGGAAGCUGCAAUAUAUAGAGAUGGACAGGGCUGCUUCUAGUUUUUCCAGAAAUGAUUCAGAUUUGGUCAAAAAUACUGGAGGAAGUGAGACCGAUUCCGUUAAAGAAAAUGUCUUGGAAGCCAAAGGAGUUUAAUGCUUAAUACACAUCUGAGUAUGGUGUUGCAUAUUUAUGUGUUUACACAUAGUAUUAUACACUUAAUACCACAUCUAAAAAUAGGAUUAUAUUUACUUCACAUUCUCUUGAUGCUUGUAUAAUAUCCUUUGAAUUUAAGACAACAUUGUUCAGCACUCUAUCGGAUAUGUGAUAGACAUUGUACAACCAUGAAUAGUUGUUUGAUAUAAAGGUAUACUAUUUAGAUAUAAAAUAUAGAAUGACAUAUUAAAUAUAGUUUAUUCCUUACCACUAAACCACACCACUACAUCACUUUGUAUAAAUGCCGAGUGUAUAAUAACCGUACAAAUGUAUAUUAGGAAUGCCUAAAUGCAACAGAAGCUUUAUAAGAUCUUUAUUGUUUGAUUCCUGAAUACUUAAAAGGCACAGUUUCCUCUUUCAGUCUAUUCUAAGUCAAGCUGGUUUAGGGACCAUUCCUUUUAUCAUAAAAUAUCCUUAAAGGCGCCUGGUACAUGGCCAUUCUCCAGGGUACUUUCAUGUAUAUUUAACAUUAUCUUUAGUACAAUGUAUACUACAAAGUACUUGGGGUACUUUAAAGUCGUAUUGGAGCCAACAAUCACGAAUCGAGUCUAAUUAAGAAAAUGUGCAGGUCAGUCAGGCCAAAUCAAAGUCGAGGUCACACUUGAAGGUCCAAAGUUUGAUCUUACAUUUUCAUAUUAAUUUUGUUCUCAACUCUUUUUUCAAGGAUUUUCAUGUAAAUUGACUUAAAUGUACAGGGCCUUGAGAUGAUGUUUAGGCCAUGGUCAAUUAAACCUUGCCAUAGGGAUGGUUUAAAUUGAAAAGUUGCCCUUUUGUUUCAGCUACAUAUCUUGUAUGACCUUUUACAGCAUCUUGUGAAACUUUGCUCAAACGUUUGGCUCACGGAGAGCAUAUGCAGAAAGCAUAUCAAGUUAUAAGCCAGUCUUGCAAACUUAAGAUCAGGUACACCCCUUGAAGUUGAAAUAAAUCACCUGCAGUCCCUUUGACUGCCAUGUUUCCACCAGUGCAUGUUUCAGGUUUUAAUGAGGUUCAUAUGCUUGUUAAUAUACUAUUAAAAUGUCAUCUGUCAAGCAGCUAUAUUUUUUUAGUUACGCCCUACACGGCUUCAAAAAUUAUUUUGCUAAAGGUGCCAUGACUUAACCCUUUCCCACUUAGAUACGUAUUUUGACACAUUUGUAGUCCCUUAGAAAGUUAAAUUUAAUUAAAGACCUUUCUUACUAAAUUCAAGUUUUUAAGGCUUCAUUUCCAACCCUUAGUUCCGGAUGAGCAGCAAACAGCAUCAAACCUGAACAGACUGCGAGUUACUCGCAGGCUGUUCUGGUUUUAUGCUGGUUGCGAAAGCCAUUUUCAAUUUGCUAAUUAUGGGGGAAAUUAAGGGUUGAUAAUGCAAAACAUAUCCAAACCAAAAUAUGGAGUUGCACAAGUUUACAUGGUGUUUAAUAAAAAUUUAAAGUUUCAGCCAGAUGUAGCAGAAAUACCUUUUGAGUAAUGCGAAACACAACAUUAGCAAAAUAUUUUUUUUUUGCUAGAAGUCAAUGUAAGUUAUGUUAAUCAUUUAACAAUUGAAUAUCCAAACAAAAAAAAUAACGGUGCAUAAGUUCAUAUAGUGGUUGAUAUAUUUGUAAAGUUUUAACCCUUUGAGUGCUGGAACCAGAUUUUGAAGGCCUUUGCAAACAGUUUGGAUCCAGAUGAGACGCCACAGAACGUGGCGUCUCAUCAGGAUCCAAACUGUUUGCUAUUCUGAUAGUAGUCUUUGAAAAAAAAAUGAAGAAAACUGCUAAUUUUAGAAAUUUAGCAGACAACAUUUUAGCAGACGACAAAUUUCCCAGCAUGCAAAGGGUUAAUCACCUAGCAUCAAUACUUUUUUGCAACACAAAAAUGUUUGACUUACAGAAAGAUAGAUGCAGGUACGGACAAAGGCUAUUCUCUUUAAGAGGGGGCAGGCAAAAAAAACCUGACCAAACAAAAAAUCAUGGGCAGUUAUAAUAAAAACAUCACUCUGAUUUCAACUUUAAUAGUCAUGUACAGGGAAUGACUGCAUUAUUAUAUUCACACCCACACAUUAAAUCUUAAAAUUGACAAUACCAUUGGAUAUAUAUAUAAACAUAAAAUUUACAUCAAAGUGGUGAUAGAAAGGGUGAAAAGUGCAUCGUUACUGACCAAAUUGUGAUUCAAUUAAAUAAAUACUGGAUAAGAUAUGAACUGGUUAAGCAGAUGCAAGUAUUUCAAGAUCAACUACCAUUAUGCUUUUUGGUAUGUCAAACUGAAAAGGCCAGCUAGGGUACAUAUACUGUAGGGUUCGCUACCAAACUACAUGGUACAGAGUGCUUAAAGGUGAGAAUGAUACACAUUGUGAAUACAAAUUGCAAUAUAAAUUAAAGUUUUAAAUCUCAAUUUUUUCCUUGCAAUAUAAAUUAAAGUUUUAAAUCUUAUUGUUUUCCUUAGUACAUACUGAUACAUGUGUUACAUAGAUUAUAUAUAAAGUGAUUUCUUAAAUAUUUUCUUAAAUGUCCCAAACUUAAUUUUGUUGAAUAUUUCUCAAGUAGUUUGGAUUUUUUGCAGCAUGUGUGCCUGAAUCUUGCAUAGUAUUUAAACAUGGCAAACUUAGAAGCAAAAUAAACACAAUCAAGCUAUAAUAUUGAUAUUUCAUAUAUUUCCAUAUUUUAGUACUAUAAACACACCAACGUACACAGAUUCUGACACAUAUUUUAUACACAGUGCAAAUAAACAUAAUUUUCUAUACAAAAUUAUUUUCAUCUGGAAUAGAGCAAUAAAAGAAAAAAAAAGUAAUUCAAUUAGAUUUCCCAAAUCAUUUAACACACCCCAGGCUAAAUGACUAAAAUAUUGUUAUCCAAGACUAAAUCUGCGCUAUAAAUUUGCAUUUUUUUCCAGCAGUGGUAAAUAAUUAUUUUGUACUUUAUUUGUAAUAUUUUAGAAUAACCUCAAGUUUGUUUAUGGUUCCUGCAUGAUGACCUUAUUGUGUGCAGAAAUAAAAUUGAAUUCUUUUUCCUCAUUUAGUCAAUUUCUAUAACAAAUUGAUGCCAAUUUAAGUUUACACUUAAAAAUGGACUUUUCAGCAUAAUUUAAUGAAAAACACAUAUUUUUGUGUGUGCAAAAAACCCACAUAAAUACAAAUACCCGGUAACACGUUAAUGUGCAUCUUAUGGAAGUAUGUGCACCUUAUUUUGUGCAUGUACUUAUUUUUUCCUAAAUUGCAAUGUGGCUAUGCAAUACAUAUACAAAAAUGUACAUCAAAUCUAUGUUUUACAAAAGCUAGUGCAGAGGUUAAAGUUUAAAGAAAACUUUGUAACUGGUUGCUAACAUUUACAAAUAGUUGCUGAAAAUACAAGGUACUAUAAAGCAUAUGUUAUAGUGAGUAGCCAGACAAAAUUUCAAAGAUAAUGAAUGCAAGACUAUUCUAACUAAUGUACCCGGUAAUCAUUUUCAAAAGAUACAACAUUUAUACCCUCAACUCAGCAGCAGUGAUUGUAUCAGUAAUAGUUUCGCGUUUAAAACAGAUAAAUCAGGUUGUCCCUCAUAAUCUAAGCAUCUAAGAAACUACCAGUAAAGCAUGUUAUAAAGGUAUCGCUCAUUCAUAAAUCAAAUACUGUCACUACACGUGAAUUCAUGAUAUACCUUUUUUUCUGCCACCAAUACAUAUUGUAUUAACUCUGAAAUACAAGACAGUAACUUCCAGAUUUUUUCCCCCAUAUCAUACACGUAGCUGGACUACCGCUACUCUCUUGAGUCAAAACAAAGGUUUGUUUAACUUUGACAAAUGUGGACAUUUUUUAAUUUGCACAGGAAGUGACAUCAAUGCCAUGCAUUGAUGCAACAUUGU
Messenger RNA from Dreissena polymorpha, 5550 nucleotides. Its product is annotated as pseudouridylate synthase TRUB2, mitochondrial-like. Gene Ontology annotation, biological process: RNA processing; pseudouridine synthesis. Gene Ontology annotation, molecular function: pseudouridine synthase activity; RNA binding. The coding region runs from base 333 to 1691 and encodes 452 amino acids. The transcript is spliced from 10 exons. The record is from RefSeq and is a predicted model, not a curated record. NCBI's taxonomy places the organism in Eukaryota, Metazoa, Mollusca, Bivalvia, Myida, Dreissenidae.